This is a messenger RNA of Triticum urartu, 1476 nucleotides long. The record is from RefSeq and is a predicted model, not a curated record. NCBI's taxonomy places the organism in Eukaryota, Viridiplantae, Streptophyta, Magnoliopsida, Poales, Poaceae.
AUGCGAAGCGGCCCCGGAUCUUCUGUGUCUUGUCGUGUUUGUGUGUACCUCACCAUUUUCCCUCUCCCUCCCAUCGUGGCAUCGACAUGCCGCUCCGACCGACCAUCCCCACCCAUUUUCCCACUCGAGCUCCCAUUCCCGCCGCCCCAAGCUCGAAAACCCUACCGACCUCCACCCAGCCAACCAUGGCGCCGCCCCUUACCUCCGGUAAGCAGCCCCAACCCCCCGACCUCGCCUCCUACCCGCAUCGGCCCUAACUCGUCCCUCCCCUUUCCUCCCCCUGCAGCUGCAGGGCCGCAGCAGCGGCGGCUCCUCAAGGCGGCGGCCGACGGCGACCUCGGCCGCUUCAAGAGCAUCGCGAGCGCGCUGGACGGCGGGAAGGGCUGCGUCAAGGAGGCGGUGGAGGCCGCCAGGGACGCCGGAUCAGGGGCGCUGCACGCCGCCGCCCGCCACGGGAGGAUGCCGGUGUGCGUCUACCUCGUCGAGCAGCUUGGCGUGAACGUCGAUGCCGCAGACGACAAAGGUGAUACACCUCUGAUGUAUGCACUUGGUUGGGGGAAUUUGGAUAUUGUGAGGUAUCUCCUUGAUCAUGAUGCUGAUCCAGAAAAGCCUGGUGAACACGGAGCGACCGCUCUCCAUGUGGCAGCUGGAGCAGGAAUGUGUGAAAUGAUAGAAGUCUUGCUCUCAAAAGGAGCUGAUGUUAAUUCCGUUUCUUUCUGUGGGACACCAUUGCAUGCUGCUAUUAUCGGGAAGCAUGAUGCUGCUGUGAAGACCUUGUUGAAUCACCAUGCAGAUUGUAACAAGGCAAUGGGCAUACAUUAUACGCCUCUGGUCGCUGCUAUCCAUAUUUGCUCACUGAAAUGUGUGAAACUUCUGAUUAAGGCGGGUGCUGAUGUGAAGGGUGUUGGUCCGCUAACCCCCUUAAUAGCCGCUGCAUCUGAUGGUUUAACUGAUUUCUAUAAACCUUUACUCGCGGCUGGUGCUGAUCCUGAUGUUCGUGAUGAUGUAAGGAAGUUUUUAGCAAGUAAAAUUGCUGUUGGUAACUUGGUAUCCGUAUUUCUGAAAGAUGGGGGUCAACUGCCAAUAGAGAUUGCUGCACGUAACAAUAGACGGAAAGAUGUUGAGAUCCUUUUUCCGGUAACAUCUCGCAUUCCAUAUGUGCAUGAUUGGAGUGUUGAUGGUAUACUUUCUUAUGUCAAAUCAGUGCCAAAGGAGGAGGACGACCCAUUGUACAAAAUGGGCCCAGCUUAUCUGAAAUCAGAAGGAAACAAGGCAUACAAGAGAAAGGAUUAUGUUUCCGCAAUAAAUUUCUACAACAUGAAUUUUGAAUUUCCUGAUAAGUGCUACAGUCUUGGUUUCAGUAGCAAAGGUAAUGGUCAUGAGGGGAAAGCCAUGGUCCACUGGCCAAGGGGUGGUGCAUGGAAGGCACGAGAAAGGAGAGGGAGGGACUUGUUUGGCUUAGCUUAUUCUGAAUGA